AAGAACAGGGGGGGGAUCCCCAGGAUUUUUUAAGCACCGAAUUACCGGGGUAAAUAGUAACCCAAAUCGCCAGGAAGAGUCGGAGACAAAAGGAUCACAACACCUCGACCCCUAACGUCAAAGGGGAGAAACGGCCACCCUCGCCGGAUGAUGUCAUCGUCCUGUCGGAUAACGAGCCGCCCAGCCCCCCCACCAUGAACGGGCUCAACCACUGUCCCAAGGAGAUGGACACGGAGCGGCUACUGAGGAGCAGUCCUGAGGAGAGGGGGCGUGUCAUUAAGCAGCUGAGGGAGGAGCUGAGGCUGGAGGAGGCGCGGCUGGUUCUGCUGAAGAAGCUCCGUCAGAGCCAGGUGCACAAGGAGCCGCCGGCCCCAAAGACCACUGGGUCAUCCAGCUCUGCGGCCACACCGCCCCCUCUGGUCAGGGGAAGUAUUGCAGCCAACAAGGGGUCACUGCAGGUGGUGUCGGGGCGGAGUUUGGGCGGGGUCAUCCCCCCUCCUCUGGUGCGGGGAGGGCAGCAGACCUCCUCCAAACCCGGGUCCCACAACUCCCACACCGUCAUGCCUCCCCUGGUCAGAGGCGCACAGCCGGUCCAGGUGACCCCCCAGCAGAUCCACUGCAUGAGACAGCAGCCCCAUCAGCACUCCAGCUCGGGGCCGCCCCCCCUGCUGCUGGCCCCCCGCCCCGCGGGCCCCGGGGUGCAGGUCCAGGGCCAGCGGGUGAUCCAGCCCGGCCUCAUCCGCGUGGCCAACGUGGGCAGCACCGGCCUGCUGGUCAACAUCUCCCAGGCUUCGGCAAACUCGCUGAAAGGCUCCAUUGUGACAUCACAGUCCCAGCUGACGGGCGGCAGCGUGUCAUCAGUGAGCGCCAGCGAGUCGCCGGCCAGUCGCCAGGCGGCCGCCAAGCUGGCCCUGCGCAAGCAGCUGGAGAAGACCCUGCUGGAGAUCCCCCCGCCCAAGCCCCCCGCGCCCCAAUUCAACUUCCUGCCCUCCGCCGCCAACAACGAGUUCAUCUACCUGGUGGGCCUGGAGGAGGUGGUGCAGAACCUGCUGGACACGCUGGCUAAGGGUAAGCCCCAGGCCCCGGGCGCCCCGCGGGCCCCGUACACCUGUGCGCAGUGCGAGACGGACUUCACGGCGCGCUGGCGGCCGGAGCGGAGCGGGGCCUCGGUCACGUGCGAGCAGUGCACGUCCUCCGGCCACAAGAGGGCGCUGAAGGCGGAGCACACGGGCCGGCUGAAGGCCGCCUUCGUCAAGGCGCUGCAGCAGGAGCAGGACAUGGAGCGCCUCCUGCUGCAGGCCUCGGCCCCGCCCUCCGGCUCCUCCGGCUCUUCUUCUGUGGUGGUGAAGACGGAGCACGCCCGCUCCAGCCCCGCCUCCCUGCAGGCGCACGGCCGGGCCACGCCCGCCGCACGACAUCACCACUCCGCCAUCAAACAGAGCGGCGCUCAGUUCUCCAGAAGCAUCCAGCCCACGGUGGUGCGGGGCGUGACCCACGCGUUCUCCCAGACUCCUCAGCUCCAAAGCGCCGUGGCGGCCGCGGCACUGGUGACCCGGCCUGGAGUGACCAUGGCGUACGUAAACCCCAGCCUCUCCGCACACAAGAGCUCAUCGGCUGUGGAACGCCAGCGGGAAUACCUGCUGGACAUGAUUCCCUCCCGCUCCAUCUCCCAGGCUGCCAACGCAUGGAAAUAAACCCGCUAACCGCUAAAAAUCACCGCUAAAACUGCUAAAAAUCGCCGUUGCGCUGAAGAGAUCGACACGAUUCUCCACGGCAAACCAGCCCCGAGACAACCAAAACCGCCAACCCUGUCAGUGACGGAAAGAAAAACCAUCUCUCUCUCUCCCUCGUCUGCCCAUCCCUCUUUCUCUUUUAUUUUCUUUCUUUUUCUGUUAGUUUUGGAGGCCUGUCUUUUUUCUUCUUCUGGUUUUCAGUGAGAGGGAUUGUGGGAUUGUUACUGUGUACUGGGGAGGAGAGAAUGGAGGGAGACUAAAUACAAACGAAUGAAAAAAUAAAUAAAAUGAAGGACACAGGAUCUUUCUCUUACCUACUUCCUGUUCACUCCCCAUUGCCUGGUCGCUGGCUCACUGUGAUGAUGUCAUCAACGGUCGCCCAUCUCCCCUCCUCCCUCAAACCAGGGUCUGUAUUCCGCGGGAGCACCCAGCUGUAAGGACGCUGAUGUCACAGUGUGAUCGACCUUCCAUUGACCCCACCCCCCCCCCAGCAAAACCGCAGGAAGGCUGAGCAAAACAAGCAAUGGUUGUCACGGGCAAUGGUCUCGGGAUGCUAGGUUUCUUUAGCAAAGAACAAAACUGUAUAUUAAAAAGGAAUAAUCAAAGAAAAAAUUAACAAAAACAAAAUGACAAUGAACAAACAUGUUCUCUUGUGUUGGGAGACUCAGGUGUGGGACAGCAGUUGUUUUUUUAAUUUUUUUUUGGGGGGGGGGUGUGUUUGGGACUGGACUAAAAAACUGCAGCUGAAGAACAUUACAGAGUCUGCUUUCCAAAUGCGAGCGUAAUAAACCGUUGUGUGGCUCUGUCUCUGCGCAUUUCAGCUGCAGGUUGUGAACAAUCCCCUCUUUCAGAUGGUUGUAUGAACUGGUUUUCACAUGGGCUCGUCAACUCCUUCAUUUUUGUUUGUUUUUUAAUUAUUAUUAUUAUUAUUAUUAUUAAUGUAGUCUUUGGAGUAAGCGUGACAGCUUUUACACAGUAGAUGAGGAAGAGUGCAGCGUCAGGAUUGGGAGUCGGAGGAACUGAGGAAAUCCUGCUGCUUUCAUCACAAACGAGGAACCGAGGAUGGCGGGCUUCACACAGACAUUUACCGGGCGUUUCCUGCGAACCCCAAACGGCCAACAUUUCAGCUGAGCAGGGAGCUUUAUUUCCUAACGUUAGAGUUGGCCAAAGUCAUUUCACGUUUUAAGCCCUUAUCCUCCUUGCUUUAGACGGGUGAGUCCGGACAUGUAAGGGUUGGGGUGAGGGACCGCUCGUUUCAAAGUGUAAAUCACACCGCCUUUUCCUUCCCCAGAGCUCACCUGGACAAUAACGCCUCAAACUGGACCUGUCCUCAUUUAAAUCUGUAUAUCUGAGCCCAGAGGCGGGUAACUCCAGCCCUGGAGGGCCGCAGUGUCUGCAGGUUUAACUCCAGCCCUGGAGGGCGCUGUGUCUGCAGGUUUAACUCCAGCCCUGGAGGGCCGCAGUGUCUGCAGGUUUAACUCCAGCCCUGGAGGGCCGGUGUGUAUGCUGGUUUAACUCCAGUCCUGGAGGGCCACAGUGUCUGCUGGUUUAACUCCAGUCCUGGAGGGCCACAGUGUCUGCAGGUUUAACUCCAGUCCUGGAGGGCCACAGUGUCUGCAGGUUUAACUCCAGUCCUGGAGGGCCACAGUUUCUGCAGGUUUAACUCCAGUCCUGGAGGGCCACAGUGUCUGCAGGUUUAACUCCAGUCCUGGAGGGCCACAGUGUCUGCUGGUUUAACUCCAGUCCUGGAGGGCCACAGUGUCUGCAGGUUUAACUCCAGUCCUGGAGGGCCACAGUGUCUGCAGGUUUAACUCCAGUCCUGGAGGGCCACAGUUUCUGCAGGUUUAACUCCAGUCCUGGAGGGCCACAGUGUCUGCAGGUUUAACUCCAGUCCUGGAGGGCCGCAGUGUCUGCAGGUUUAACUCCAGUCCUGGAGGGCCGCAGUGUCUGUGCACUUAACUCCAGUCCUGGAGGGCCGGUGUGUAUACUGCAGUUACCCUGGCUCAAUCAGCUAAUUAGCCAUAUGCAUUAGCAUAUGCAUUGUGCAUUAGACCACAAUAAAAUGCUACAAGAAGAGAACAUUUAUCAGCUGCUGUUUCUAUCAUGGAAUGUGGCUGUAAAUGACAGAUCAUGUAAAUGAUUGGGCUAAUUAAAUAAUUAAGAGCAGACGUUUGUCUGAAAUCCAGAAACAGAUACGGCCCUCCUUGCCCGUCCCCGUACUAAACCCACCAGUCGUGGGUUUUCUCUCGCUCUGAUUUCUGCGUCGCCUUGGGAAGUUUGAAAGGGGGAAUCUCCAGUAACCGGGUUGUGUUCGGGCCUGUUCGGGCAGAAGGGACUGAAUUGAUGGCCUUCAGAAUGUGAUGUGUGUGAGGCCUGGCGAGGUCGGCCAUUUUGAGCCUCGUUGUGGCGUCUAAACCCAGGGGAAGCUGAGGCAUGGGUCAGAUGGUCUAACCCCAGGGGAAGCUGAGGCAUGGCCUGGGUCAGAUGGUCUAACCCCAGGGGAA
Conger conger (European conger) is the source of this 4237-nucleotide messenger RNA. Its product is annotated as transcriptional repressor p66-alpha-like. Lineage: Eukaryota; Metazoa; Chordata; Actinopteri; Anguilliformes; Congridae. The coding region runs from base 195 to 1694 and encodes 499 amino acids. The transcript is spliced from 10 exons. The record is from RefSeq and is a predicted model, not a curated record. Gene Ontology annotation, biological process: negative regulation of transcription by RNA polymerase II. Gene Ontology annotation, cellular component: NuRD complex.